Molecule: messenger RNA, 1076 nt
Organism: Tetranychus urticae (two-spotted spider mite)
Lineage: Eukaryota; Metazoa; Arthropoda; Arachnida; Trombidiformes; Tetranychidae
Biological process (GO): regulation of mitochondrial transcription
Cellular component (GO): mitochondrion
Molecular function (GO): RNA binding
Source: RefSeq, a predicted model, not a curated record
AGACAACAACAGCUGUUUUUUUAACUACAAGCCAUGCUUAUUGAUUAAUUUAAUUUUUCAUUGUUUACAAUUAGAAAUUAACCAUGUUCAUAUUAAAAAACUUCAUCAAUAGAAAUUGUAAAUUAAGCUACAUAAAUUGUCAGCGUUUAUGUAUGCAAAUUCAUGGUGAAAAAUGGGUGAAUCUGCGGCAUGAAAAGUUUCCAAAAGAGUACGCACUUCAACAUUUUGAUUCUUUGAAUUCAAGUGUGUAUACAGAUAAAUGGUUGUCAAUGAAAUUCGAUCAAAAAGCCAAGGAAAGAAAUGUUGCUGCAUCUGAAAUUAAAGAUUUGUGUGAUGGUCAUGAAGGUAAAACUUUACUGAUGUUGUCACCUCUUAAAAAAGCAUUCUUAUUACCAUGUGGUUCAUCAAAUCAACUUUACCCUGCACUCGAAGAAAAAGUUCCAGAAUUUUCCCCUAAAUCGUGUGCUCCAAAAAAAGGGAAACGUCGAUCUAAAGACAAAGCACAAGAUAGAGAUGAUAAAAGCGACGAUGAGGACGAUGGCGAUGACGACGAUGAUGAUGAUGACGAAAUUGUUCCAGUUGAUUAUGUUGAUUUAGACGUAGAAACGGGAAGUUUAAGGUUGGAUACUGUUAUGAAGACAGCAUUGCCUAUUCAAAGAAGAAAGAUCGAAGAAGUUCACGCUGAGGAUAAAAUAAGAGUUAAUGGAGAAAGAGUGCAAAAAAGAGCAAUGGAAGUUGGAGAAGGAGAUGUGAUCGAUUUAAUUUACGGUCGUAGUCGUCAAAACUCAAAACUGUUGGAAAUCAAAAGAGUAAAGUUGCUUUCAGUUCCUGAAUACAAAACUGCCAAGGAUCGAGUUAAAUUCAAGAUUCGACGAUGGCCAAGUUUGACAAUCGAAAACUAUAGUCUCCAUCCAUUUGAAAGUAUGGUUGUGCGAGAAGAGGAAGAAGACAAAUAUGGAUCUUAAUUGCGUGAUUAUUAAGGCUUCAAAUCAUCAUUUAUUCAAUAUUUCGUAACUAAGCCAAUGUAUUUAGAAUAAAUUUAAUAUAAAUCAAAGGUUAUUACACUUAGAUGAUAA